GCUUCUCGUGCUCACCUCUGUUCGGUCGGAGAUUUUUUGUGUCAGUCUCAACCGAGCAAGAGUUACGAACGGAUCGGGUGCUCUCAAAUAAUUCGAGUAUUUUCGAUCGAUCGACAACUGGUUAAUUAAUGGUUGAGUUAUUCGGAAUAAAAGUGAAGUGAAAGUUACCGGAAGUUGUUAUUUGUUAAAGUGCAAACAAACUAUUAAACAAGUGGCUUCCGAGCUACACAGAACACAAACAGUGAAAAAGUGUUACAAGAACCAUGCCUCGACCGUCGCGUGAAUCAUACGGGGAUCAGAAACCCCCGUAUUCCUACAUUUCGUUGACCGCCAUGGCUAUCUGGAGUUCACCGGAAAAGAUGUUGUGUCUCAACGAUAUCUACAAGUAUAUUACGGACAGGUUUCCGUAUUACCGGAACAAUACUCAACGGUGGCAGAAUUCCCUUCGGCACAACCUGAGCUUCAACGAUUGUUUCAUCAAAGUGCCACGGCGUCCGGACCGACCUGGCAAGGGAGCCUACUGGACACUGCACCCCAAGGCUUUCGACAUGUUCCAGAAUGGCAGUCUGCUCCGACGGCGUAAGCGCUUCAAGCUGCAGGACGGCGACAAGGAGAGUCUCAACGAAGAAUUCAUCGCCUUGGCCAACAUGAACCGAUUUUUCAUGUCUCAAGGAGGUUACUUCCACGAUCCUCACUACGCGCACGCCAUGCCGGAGAACAUCAACCCAAACAUGCUCUACACGCCCAUCUCGCCACCCCACUCACCACCGGAAGCGCUUCGUGCGACCAGCCAAUCUCCGGAACAACCGCAACCCGCCGCUCUAGGAAACUUCCAUAAUCAUCCAGCCAUCGCCACCUCUUCGCCCAUUACCAAACCAAAGCGAUCGUUCACCAUCGAAAGUCUCAUCGGUUCCGACGAUUCCGACAGCAAAGAGGAGUGCUCUUCAUCCGACUCGGAAGACUACUCCAGCUCUCCGCCGAACGUCGUGGCACCUAAUCCGCAGCACCUGGAACAACUCCGAGCUUCCCUGCAUCUUAGCCAACAGAUCCAAGCUCAGCAGCAGGCCGCUUUCAACGAAUAUGCGGCAGCUGCAGCAGCCGCGGCCGCCCAUCAUCAUCACCAGCAACAGGUUGCUGCAGCAGCGGCCAUCGCCGCUUCUAACGGAGUGUCCCACUACGGAAUGCAUCCACUCCUGAUGCCAAUGGGCAAGUUACCAACAGGACCUUACUUCCUGCAACCGGCCUACCAAGCACCGACGGCAGCUCAUCACCACCACCAUCAUCAUCACCUGGCAGCGACGGGUGGCAUUCCGCAGCCGACGGAUGCUCACAUGCUUGAUGCCCACAAGGAGACCGCUAUGGUUCUGGGUUAGGGGUCUCGUCCCAAGUUUAGUAAGUAAAAGAGUAUUUAUUACUACCAAGUUUAAUUUCCUGCAAU
Aedes aegypti (yellow fever mosquito) is the source of this 1438-nucleotide messenger RNA. Its product is annotated as fork head domain-containing protein FD4. Bases 264 to 1373 code for a protein of 369 amino acids. The transcript has a single exon. Gene Ontology annotation, biological process: cell differentiation; anatomical structure morphogenesis; regulation of transcription by RNA polymerase II. Gene Ontology annotation, molecular function: DNA-binding transcription factor activity, RNA polymerase II-specific; RNA polymerase II cis-regulatory region sequence-specific DNA binding. NCBI's taxonomy places the organism in Eukaryota, Metazoa, Arthropoda, Insecta, Diptera, Culicidae. The record is from RefSeq and is a predicted model, not a curated record.